GUGACUCGUGCUUGUGUGUGCAAGCAAGUGAUCAAGCAAGUGAUAAAAACAGUGGAAUAGUUGAGGCUGGGGUCGCGGAUACCUUAGCCCGGAGACAUGUCAGCAAUGACACGCGCCGUGGAAAUGGUGCGUAAGGGCGUAUCGAAGCACAAGGCGGCCGGCCUCUGCAAUGUCUCUCAGAGUGCGCUGUCCACGGCCGUUCAGACGGAGACGGCGCGCCUGCUGCGGCACCUACUCACCCCGGCCGAGGAGUGUCUGUUCGCCAACGUACUCAUACAGCUGAUUGAGCUCGGCUGGGAGCUAAACCGCGACUCCGUCAGGGUGCUGAUGAAGUGGUUCCUGCCCAUGGUCGAUAAAAAACGCGGUGACCGGGUAGUGGCCGACCGCGAGCUCUGGCACCAGUGGGUCUCCUGGUUCGAGCGCCACUGGUCCCGGCUGCACGGUAUGAUCAGCAUGCUGCCCGGCCAGCCCACUGAUGAGUUUCUGGAGGUGGCCAAACAGGUGGUGAAAGACGGUCUGAGCGGACAGAAACAGCCGACUGCCGGGGCUGGCGCAGCCGCUACAGAGCCGUCGCGCGUUCCCGAGCCGUCAGUGGCCGACGGUGAACCCCUCUACGAGGUGGAACAAAUCCUGGCCAAGCGGAGCACCGAGGGACGAGGCGACGAGUUCCUGAUCAAGUGGUGCGGCUUCGACCACUCGGAGAACUCGUGGGAGCCCCGCGACAACCUGGACUGCGGUGCGAUGCUGUCGGACUUCGAGCGGCGCUGGGCCGGCAUGUCGGCGGCCCAGAGACGGCAGAUGACCGCCGCGGCGGCGGACGGGGGCGGUGCGAGCAGCGCGGCUGUGAGGCUUCCCAGCGGCGGUGGCGGCGAUUCCAACGGUCUGGGACCGGCAUCGGCCAGUCCCAACUACACGGCCGUUAAGACCAAAACCACCGCCACCGCCUCCCCCGCCGCCGCCGCCGCCGCGAGCGGCAAGUCCAAGAACACGGCUAAGCUCGUGCCGCCUCUGCGCCUUGCGCCGAGCCCGGGCGGAAAGAAGGCGGCCGUGAAAAGGCAGAAAAAGAACGGAGAGGCAGCGGCGUCCAACAGUAAAGCAGGUGGUGGUCCUCCGCUGCCCUCUGUCAUGCCCAGGGUGACCCCAGUGUAUCGGAAGCCGAACCUGGUGGUGGGACCGGUGAAACGUCCCAGUUCAGUGCUGCGCUCUCCGCCCGGUCGGCCGGGCUCGUCUCUGGUGCCGGCGCCCCCGCCGCUCACCCCCGCACCGUCCCUGGCCCGGCCUCCGCCCAAACUCACUCCGAGAACACCGGUGGCCCGACCGCCCCCGCCCCCGCCCCCGCCGCCGCCGCCCCCGCCGCCGCCCCCGCCGCCGCCCCCGCCGCCCCCGCCGCCGCCGGCGAGACAGCCGACCCAGCCGCCGGUAGCGCAGGCUAGCGAGAGGUUAUCAUCACCGUCGUCGACCAGCCCGCCUGCAAAACGACGUCGCACGUCCAGCCAUUUUGUUCUCGUGACGGACACGAUGCGUCGGCGCGCCUCGCGGGACUCCCUGCCAUCGCCCGGUGUGGGUCCAGGCUCGGCGGCGGGCGGGGUGGGGUCCCCGGGUGUUUCAGUGGCUCCCAGCGGCGGGGGCUCCCCGGCGGGGCUGUCACCCAAGGUGGCCGGUAGUGCCCGGCCUUCGCUAUCGGUACCGGUCGCCGGACCAGUGGCGUCGCUGACGUCCGCCGCUGCGGGCGGUUUUCACGGGUUCACGGCGGCGGAUAUCGCCCUGUUGACGCAUGGCCCGGUAUGCCGGGCUGGCUGCCGUGAGCUGGCGAUGUACCAGCCGGCCGGUGCCGCCGCCGAACCGUCUGCCGUGGCGCAGCGAGUGAGCGCCGUACGCCGCGCCAUUGCCGAGCUCUACGAGAAAGAGCGGCUGGAGGAGCGACACCGGGAGGAGAGGGAGAGAGCGGAGAGGGAGCGCCAGCGGCUCUGGGAGACAGUGCUGGCGGCGGCUGGCGCGCGGCCAGAGGAUCCCGAACGGGACGCCGACGCGACGGGAGACGACGCGAGCGACGCGGCUGCUCCCUGGCGCACCGACGACGCGCUGUCUUCCGAGCCGGAGGAUCUGCCGGUGGAUGACGACUCUGACACGGAGUCGGGGCGGCUGUUAAUCGCUGAUUCGGACUCCCGCGCCCCCACCCCUCCACCGGCGGUGGAUAUCGCUCGCGCCGACCGCCAGGCGGUGGUACACCUGGAGCGGCUGCCCGGACAGUACCUCCCACCCCCGCCGGCGCCGCUGCGAGCGAUCCACACCACAUCGGCCCGGCCGGCGCGAAAGAAACGACGCCGCAUCAACGACUGCUUCUCAUUUGCCGCUCAGAAGAAGAAGAGACGACCGACGGCCGGCGAUUCGGUGAAGAAGGCUCCCGCGCGGCCGCGAGUGGCGAAGCCGCACGUGGGCGGCCCCCAGCCGCCCCCUCAGGAAGACGUGACGUCACAGGAGGAGCACACUCGGGAGGAAUCCGAGGAAGAGGAGGAGGAGCCCGAGGAGGAGAGCUCGGAGGACGAGGACGAGACUGAGGACACUUUCCAAAGCGAGAACGGUAAGCCUGUAAUCAUGGUACUACCACCGGUGGUCCAGACGUUUUUCGGCGGUCAGCAGACUCGCUCUCUGGAUCUGGAUACCCGCUGGGGCACCGUUCAUAUCAACGUGGUGCCCAAGAUCCGGGAGAAGAACGGAGCGCUGAGAGAACUGGCCAAAACGACACGGAAGCGAGUCGGUUUGGCCGACACUCGCAGUCUGCUCGAGGCGCGCUGCGUCUCCCGCGGCACGUACAAGUACAGUCGUCAGCUGGUACCGUUUGGCCAGCGGCCGCCGCCAGAUCCGGCCGAGGCGGCGGACAGCGGAGACGGGGCAGACGGCACGCCGGUGGCGGAGAAACCGGCCGGCAGGGGACGAGGCCGGGGACGGGGCAGAGGACGGGGCAGGGGCAGAGGACGAGGAGCGGGCAGAGCGGCACACACGGCCGGCCCCGCGACGCCCGUGGCCCGGCCGCCGGGCCGUCAGGACCUGUCCAUUCUGGAGCGUCUGAUGCUGGAGCAGUCCUCCUCGGUUCCGGGAGGAGCGGCCACUGCGGACGGGGCGGCGGCCGGAGGACAGCUGCCCCGGUUUGUCUCGCUGGAAGAGGACCUUCAGGCGUCCAGCUCCGACUCCGACUCCAGCUCCGACUCUGGCUCCGACUCCGACUCAGCUUCGGCGGCCGACUCAUCACCGAAGAAACAAAAGAAAUCGUCAUCGCUGGCCUCGACGGCAGCGGCGGUGGACGUCCGACGAACCCCGGACCAACGGCCGCCCUCCCCCGCCCCCGCCCCCGCCCCCGCCGCCGUCCCCACGGCCGCCCCAGGCUCCGAGAGAGCCGUUGACACCCAGAGAGCUGCUGACGCUCAGAAGUCUGCACCGAGGCGCGAGCUGGGACCGUCUCUGUCGGAGGAGUCCGAUGAAGGUGAUGACGCAGCUCAGACCGGCGGGCCGCCAUCCGCUGUUGGAUCUGGUGCACAUGAGACUGAGGAGGAGCGGCCCCGCGCGGCGCAGGUGGAUGGGUUGGAACGCAGCAGCGGUCUGGGUUCCAAUGCGGACGAUAAGGAGCUUAGGACUGAAGAACGUCCUGUACCAACGCCAGUGCAGCCGCUACCGCAGGAGCAGCAGCAGCAGCAACAACAACAUCUACAGCUACAGCUACAGCAGAAGCAGCAGCAGCAGCAGCGGCAGCGGAAGACCGGAGAACUGGCUCUCUCGGAAGAAUCUGAUACAGAAACAGAGUCAGAAAGGUCGCCCGUCAAACCCAGACAGUCUCAUGUUGACGCCAAACCGGUGAACCCGGCUUCACUGGCGCAGCAGCACAAACCUGAGCCGAGCUCGGAACUUCGUUCCAUUGCCAAACCGUCCCUGUUCGGCUCACCGCCACUGUCAAAGCCAGAGCCGCCGCGGUCGUCUGCCAGACCUAGGUCGUGGCUGGCGCUAUCUGAGGAGUCGGAAUCAGAGGGUGAGGAAGCGGUAAAGCCGGUUAAAUCGGUAGGUGACUCAAAGGCGGAGUCGUCGGCGGUGGUCGCGGGAUCGGCCGCUGCACCGGUGGACGGUCCGUCGGCGAUAGGUGAGACGGAAAGGGUGGCUGACGAAGGACGAGAGGUCAGAGUGGCUUCAGCAGAACCCGAAAUGAUGGAGUCGGUGGAGGCCGAAACGGCGUCAAACGAGGCGAAACAGAGAGCCGCGGUGGCCGCUACCGGAAAUGAUUCGGAUAUGGCGGUUACUGAUGCAACACUAGUUGAUGAAUCAAAGCAGUGGCAGCCGAAGGGUACUACGGAGAACUUGAUAGAUCCCCCGGAGCAUUCAACAACCCCAAAGCAGAGCACACAGCCAACAGAGGCUUCUGCGUCUGCAGGAGAGAGCUCGGAGAUCCACCAUCCCAGUGAGGCCUCAGGGGCGGCGCCUGAGCUGCCAAAGCCUGACCAGAGCUCUGAGGGCCAGCCGAAGCUCCAGGACAAUGCAGAGCUGCAGGCAGCGGCUUCAGCGACUGAAGAAAAGCCUUUGGCAGAUUCUGGCGUGGAAGGGACAGCGCCAACCGGCGCUCCUGUGGCUGCAAUGGGAGAUGCCAACGAGUCUUCAGUGUCUGACUCGGGCGCGGCGGAGCCGAAACUGGCGGCCGAUGAAAUGGACAUAUCAACAGGCUUAAAUGAAGAGUCAGCGCUUGUGACGGACGAUAUCAACUCUCAGGAACGGACCAAAGCUACAGAAGAGGUCGCUCUGUCUCACACGGACCUGAGCUUCUCGGCACCACAGGACGAAGUCACUGACGGUUGCACCAGUGUGCCGUCCGUGCAGGGGUUAGACUCGGACCAAAAGAAUAUGACGACCACUCCGGAGGGAGAAAAUGGAAUGAAAACAGCGCGGACUUCCGACGUUCAAAUGCGCGAUACGGAUGACAUGAAAACGCCGGCGGCGGUCACUCCGACGAAGAAAAGUGAGAUACCGGAAUUAGUGGCUGAAACUGAGGUGAAAAUUGACGCGGAAGAUACAUCUGAGCACACGGAGGCGACUGUGACGGUACCGGAAGAAGCGGCGACUGUUCAAGAGGAGCUAGCUAGUGAGACGAUAAGCGGGGAAAGUGAUGGAGCGGCGCCGAAGACUGCUGAGUCGGGUGGUGCGGAGCAGGCUGCCCCGAGCUCUGAGGGUAAGACGGAAGAGCUGCCGUCAUCAGAGACGAGUACCGAGAUAAAACCAUCGGCGGAGAAGGACGGUGUCGAGGUGUCCGACAAACCUCGCACUGGUGAUACUGCAGUGGAGGGUCCGGAAGACUCUCCGUCACAACAUCUUGACGAUGUCGAAACUAAAACACCAGAGCCCUCUACAACACCCGGCGACUCAACGUCUGAGAAACCAUGUGUCGAGUCUCUCGCCGCGGAAACAGCACCGCAGGAAGUGCCGUCUUCGGCUGCCGCUGUAGUCCCAGAAACAACUGCAUCAGAAAGCUCUGUCCCCAUCCAGGACCAAACCGCCUGCCUGCCUGCCCCGGCGCCGCCUGCUCCGACGCUAGAGACAUCGACGGCGGCGGCGCUGUCGUUCCUCCCAUGCUCUGCCUCCGACGAGCCUCUCAUCUCUCUCCCGGGCGCCAGCGGACCUCCCAGCUCGUGGCCGCGGCCACCGAGCACGGAACAGGAGCCGGAGCUGCCGCUGCCACAGCUGCCGCAGCUUCCCGAGCCGGAGCACCAGCCUGAGUUCACGCUGCCCCAGCUGGAGAUCGAGCCGCCGCCGCCGCCGCCGUCGGGCCCGGGCGCCGGGGUGGAUCAGCACAUGAUGUUCGGCGACCAGCCUGUGUUCAUGGAUGGUGUGGAGAUCUCGUGGCUGCAGCCGUCCCAAGAGGUGGUGCUCUGUCCCGAUCAGGAUUUGUUGAGUCAGCACCAGCAGGUGCUGCAGGAACAGAGGGAGUCGGAACAGAUGGUCACCGAACAGGUAGUCACCGAACAGGUAGUCACCGAACAGAUUGUGACCGAUCAGACACAUCAGGUGCUGACCGAACAGCUGAUCAAUGAACAGGACGUGGUCUCGGAACAGGUGAUAGAGAACUCUGUGAUCAACGAUGAUGUCGACGAAGAACUAGAAGUUGACGAUCCGGUGCCCGUUUACUCCAAGUCUAAGUCCAGAGGCCGUCGUCGGCCACCCAUGGCGCCUAGGCUGUCGGGAGAACCACCCAGACCUCGGUUUGUUAUAGCCGACCAGCGGCCGAAGGCACCCUCAGGCUCAGCCGCGGCCUCGCGGCGUCCGGAGGCAGCCACGCGGCGUCCGAAGGCAGCCACGCGGCCUCAGUUCGUCAUCUCGUACCCGCAGAUGGAGGGGCAGCGCCCGGCACCCGGCGGCGAGCAGGUGGUGAUGACCUGCCCUGUACCAGAAGUUCCUCCCGAGAGCGCAGACGGACAGAAACCCAAACGGAAGCUGAAGGUAAUGACGAAGCCCGGCCCGAUCCCGGGCACUGAGCCGACGGCGUCUCCGCUGAGGCCGUCGCUCGCACCCAAGCCAGAGCCUCCGAGUCGCGCGGCGAAUCAGGUGGUCUACGUGCCCAAGCCGAAGCCGCGUCCGAUGGAGGCCAGCCCUUCCCCGCGGCGCGUGGUGCUCGGAGAAUCGCGUGGCCGGCCGGUGAGCUCCAGCGCUGCUGCGCUGGGAUCCUCGUCCUCCCCGAGGGUGAUCUACAUCAAGCCGACCGGUGAGACGGGGUCGCGCGGGGCGGCUGUCGCCAGCCCCCGGCCCGCCGGCCGACCGAAAAUCAUCGUGGUGCGGCCGCAGACUGCCCCGACGAGCUCGGCGGCGGCGCCGGCGGUGAGGGUGGUCCGUCCGCAGUCCACAGCGACGCGCGCCGUCCGGGCGACCUCCACGGUAUCGUCGUCACCGGCGCGGGCGGGCGCAUCGCGGUCACCGCAGGUGUUUGUGGUGAAGACCCCAGGAGGCACCCGCUCGCCACGGUUCGUCAGCCGGACGGUGCCGGUGUCUACUGCGACUCCAUCGCCACCGCCUCCGCCUCCGCCUCCGCCGCCUCCAGUGACGUCACAGCGGUCCGAUCUGGACCUGCUGGCGCAGAUCUGCGAGAGCGAGAGUCUGAACACGACGAUGGCGCGGCAGCUAUCAGGGGAAGUCGCCUUGGACGAUCCCACCACCGCUGCCAACGGCGACCUACUGGUGACCUCCGAACAACCACCUCAGGAACAACUACUGCAGCAGGCUCAGGAGCAACAGCUUCAACCACCUCAGGAGGAUCAGCCACAGCAGGCUGAGGAGCAACGACUGCAGCAGGCUCAGGAGCAGGAGGUGGUCUCCAAUGACGCCGAGGUGGACGGAGGCAAAAUCCGCAUCCUGUUACCGGACGGGACGGCCGUGUUUGCCGACCUCGGCGACCUGGACGGACUGGACGGUACGGGGGUCUCUGAGGAGGUGAUAACGGAACAGUAACCAUCACCCGCUUUGGAGCUGUUUUCACCUUUAUACACUACUGAGGCCUGCUCUCCGCGGCGCAGAGCUACCCAGCGACAGGACUUUUCCCAUCAGUGGGGGUAUUUUACGCGACGGGGACUCACCCCGCGGUGUCAAGACUCCCAGCUGCGAUAACCCCAGUCGGUGGAAAUCUGCCGAAAAUAGGUGACUUUUGAGGAGUAACUCUGGUGAUCAACAUUGAAGAGUUGAUGCCUGGAGCUAUUUAGAGACCGAAAUAAUGGACUUUUGUACCCCGGGUAUUGGAUACCGCCGUAGAACUGUGAGGCAAAAUGUGAGCUCCAAGCGAUGGCGUAAGCGGAGGGUAAACAUUGGCGUGAGCGGAGUGGGGGUGGGAUUUGUGAAGGCAGCUGUCGGGGUGGUACCGAUCAGUGUACCCGUAGGUCCAAACCGGCUCAGUAAGCGCCCGGCGGCGGCGAGUGUCCGACGAUGAGAUUCGCGGCGGUACUCUGACGCUGAGUGACGCUACUGGCCGGCGCGGGGCUGGUUUAUGAGAUCGGACGGCCGCACCAGUCUCUAUGAACUGACGCUGGUAUGUGAGCGGUGACUUCUGCUGGCUGCAGUCCUACCUCGCCCCAUCCAUCGCCCAUUGGACAGACGCGCGCCGCCAUCGCCAGUGUAUCUCCCGCGCCACAUUUGUCGACCCGCUCGCCGCGCCGUGUUCGUCUCGCUGCGCCGUCUACCAUCAGUCCCCUCUCUGCGGUGGCGAGGCAGGGAGCUGUUUUUACAAAGGCGCCUCGUGCGCCGCUGUUUCUGGUACCGCCACUAUCGCGCGGCCCGGCGGGAUUUAUUACCAUGCGUUAUGGACGGUUGUGAGGCACAGUGAGCCUCUAGCUGUGAGAGUGAGUGAGUUGAGCGACAGUGAGUUAGCGAGUGUGAGUUAUAGUGUUACCGAGUUACCGGCUGAGUGUAGAGCGUUGACAAAUAAACACACUGUACUGC
Amphibalanus amphitrite is the source of this 8454-nucleotide messenger RNA. RefSeq names its product protein piccolo-like. The transcript is spliced from 17 exons. The record is from RefSeq and is a predicted model, not a curated record. Bases 97 to 7473 code for a protein of 2458 amino acids. Lineage: Eukaryota; Metazoa; Arthropoda; Thecostraca; Balanomorpha; Balanidae.